UCGGCAGCGGCUGCAGCGAGAGAGUUUGGCGCGAUGUCUCACACCAUUUUGCUGGUACAGCCUACCAAGAGGCCAGAAGGCAGAACUUAUGCUGACUAUGAAUCUGUGAAUGAAUGCAUGGAAGGUGUUUGUAAAAUGUAUGAAGAACAUCUGAAGAGAAUGAAUCCCAACAGCCCCUCUAUCACAUAUGAUAUCAGUCAGUUGUUUGAUUUUAUUGACGAUCUGGCAGACCUCAGCUGCCUUGUUUACCGAGCUGAUAUCCAGACAUACCAGCCCUAUAACAAAGACUGGAUUAAAGAGAAGAUCUACUUUGUAGAUAUUCUGCUCCUUUGUCGGCAGGCCCAACAGGCCGGGAAAUAG
Messenger RNA from Zalophus californianus (California sea lion), 360 nucleotides. Its product is annotated as enhancer of rudimentary homolog. The coding region runs from base 34 to 360 and encodes 108 amino acids. The transcript has a single exon. The record is from RefSeq and is a predicted model, not a curated record. NCBI's taxonomy places the organism in Eukaryota, Metazoa, Chordata, Mammalia, Carnivora, Otariidae.